AUGCAAGAGGAUGCAUGGCGGUCAUGUUGGAGACUUUGCCAGAAGCUCUAUGACACACGAGACGACGACUACGCAUUACAAAUCCAUCCGACUCUUGAUCUCUGUCGAGAUUUUUGUCAGGCGCUGUUUGAAGCCCGUAUUCGCGACACCGACCUAUCUGACUCGGUCUUACGUGUGAGUUUUGAAUUAAAUACCCAUCUUUACAACACUCACGAUCGGAACCUUCCCGAUGCCUUCCGCGAAAGAACCUUGGAUUUCUAUAUUACUUUGUGUCAUCGUCUCAUGAAGCAGCGCACUCGCAUCAUGGAGACAGACUCUCUGCUGAGUGCAUGUUGGACAUUAGCUGAGAUGCUGUUCAGCAUUCGCCAGAGCAAGAGGGAAGAGAAGCCACUCGAUGAAGAGCUGUUGGGAUCUGCGGUUCAAGCCUGCUGGGAGCUUUGCGAUCUCUUCCGCGAGGGCUGGACCCUCCAUUGUUUGCGGAACUCGGAUCGGGGAACACCUCGACCGAGUCAAACCACGUUUUCUCAGACAUUUCAUCAGACUUCACGGCAGUCGGAGCUAGAUCUCGGUGAUGAACCAAUGAGCCAGCUCGGCAACCCCGAGACUCCAACCACCAUAUUCGAGGACACUGCAACGGCUUCACCCGACGACGCUCUGAUUCCAAAUAUACUGGUAUUAGGUUAUGGGAACGGGCAUACUAAGCCUCAUACCAAGUGGUCAUCCAAUGCAUCCAGCAUUUCGGAGCAGUCCCGGUCAUCCGGUCAUACAGUAUCCUCAGCCAACACGGUGACCACCAUCUCAGAGGAUCAAAAUCUCACGCGACUAAGGAUUCUGAUCACCAAGGCUGCCAUCAGUAGUGGUUAUCAACGGGGCGGGAAGCAGAAUCUCUCAUCUUUUGUGAAAUCGCUUCCCUCGGAUGCGUUUGGCUCCGCGGCGUGGCAGACGUCGUUGUUGAAGAACUAUAGAAAGGUCGUGGCGUUUGACCCGACAUUCAGAAGUGCUGGUCUGCAGGCCCGGGUGGGUGCCAUUGAUGUCGCGCAUGCAUGCCAGGCAAUGCUGCAAAGCGGCCAGUACUCCUGGCUUCGUGACCUCUACCGGCUCGUCUUUGGAUUCCAUAUUGAAGAAGCAAUGGGCCGCAAGGGUGCAACUAUCCAAACUUAG
Molecule: messenger RNA, 1161 nt
Organism: Penicillium digitatum Pd1
Lineage: Eukaryota; Fungi; Ascomycota; Eurotiomycetes; Eurotiales; Aspergillaceae
Source: RefSeq, a predicted model, not a curated record